Molecule: messenger RNA, 1767 nt
Organism: Saccharomycodes ludwigii
Lineage: Eukaryota; Fungi; Ascomycota; Saccharomycetes; Saccharomycodales; Saccharomycodaceae
Gene: PEP7
Product: phosphatidylinositol-3-phosphate binding protein
Exons: 1
Coding region: 1-1767 (588 amino acids)
Molecular function (GO): metal ion binding
Source: RefSeq, a predicted model, not a curated record
AUGAACCAUAAUAAUACAGACACAACUCAUAUAGAAAACAAUAAUCAAAAUCAACAAUACGAAUGUCCAGUCUGUAGCGAGUUAUUGUAUGGUAUAGUUCAAUUAAAUAGCCAUUUAGAUAUACAACAUGGCUUUGCAGAUGACUCUCAACUAACUUCUUCAACUGCUAAUUCUUCAACAAUUUCUCUACCUUCCCAUUCAACAACUAACACACAAACCAAUAAGAAACAGGCAAAAUCACAUAAUUCGAAUCAUAAUAGUAAAAGAAUCACUCCCACUCAAAGUGCCACCAAGCAAAUUGGGUUUUCGCCCAAUUCUAUUCAUAAAGAAACAGAAAAAAGUAUCAGUAAUGAUAGUGAAACCAGCAGUAUAAAUACUCAUAAAAAUUUUCAUCUAAAGAUUUCACAUUAUCAACCACGACAUUCUACUAAUAAUUGUACCACAUGCGGUAAAAUUAUUGACUUUAAACAUUCAAUAAAUUGUAGAAAAUGUGGGAAGAUUCAAUGUUUCAAGCAUUGUCGAAAUGCAAUAAAAUUAAAUAAAAAUGCAGAAUACGACCAUUCUAUCAGUGGUGUUUGGUGUAGGUGUUGUCAUAAAUGUUUUAUUGAAAAACCAGGAUAUAACGACUUUGGAUUAGUUGUCGACAAAUUUGAAAGUUUCCAAAAACAACGCACAUUAAAAAACAAUGACAAGGAAUUAAGAAUUUUACAAUUGGAUUUAAGAUUAGUUAAGCUAGUUAAUGGUAUAAACAAGAUAUUAGAAAAACAUAAAUAUACACUCUUUUCCAACAUACAAAUUAACUCAGAUAUACGAUCAUUAGAACAACAACAAAUUGUCCCUUGGGACAUGGAAGCUACGAGUUGUGGUAUAUGCUACUGUGAUUUAUCCACUGCUAGUUUAUUGUUUGUGAAAAAACAUCACUGUAGAUUAUGUGGUACAUUAAUUUGUGAUAAAAUGACCUGCUCCAAAGAAUUCCCACUUUUAUUAAUAUGUGCCAUUAUUGAAAGUGCGAAUGAAUAUGGGAAAUCAAAAUUGCCGAUGGAUACUCGAUUAGCUAAAAAUAAUGCGACUAGAUAUCCUGAUUUGCAAAUUAGAUUAUGUAGCAACUGUAUUCAAUUAACAUUUACGAAAAAAAAAUUCCAAAUGGAUUUACAGCAGGCACCAUCGCCACUUUUAGAGUAUUGUGAAAAAUUGUACAACUUGAGAAAAGUUUUGGAUUCAAUGAUACCAACAUUUUCAGGACUUUGCGAUAACAUAAUAGAGUCAUCACUGAAGGGUUGCAAUAAUCCCAAUGAUUUGGAGAAUUCAGAACAAUUUAUUAAGAUGAAGGGUAAAAUUUUUGAACUUUUUUUUAGGUACGAAGAGGUAUCAAACUAUAUAGAUAAAUUGACUUGUAGUACGGAUUCUGAGAAGUUAAUGCGAAGCAAUAUUAAAACUUAUUCAGCAAUUUAUAUUGCUGAAAACUUUGUUCCUUUACGGAGUAAAUUGGGAGCUAUUUUACAGAAAGUAUUGGCGAAAGAACAGAAUAGCAUAAGUAACAAUGAUGAGAUGAGAAACAUUGAAGAUAUUAAAAAAAUCAAGAAAUUUAGAGAAGAACUGGUAGUUUUACAAGAACAGAAAUUUCUAGUUGAAAAGAUGAUGGAUACGGCCAAAAGAAAUAGAAAAUUUGAUGAAUUGGAAGUUUUAAAGAAAAAUUUGGAUGAGAUUAACGGAUACAUUGAAGAGACACAAGCACAAUUAGGCAAUGAAGCUUUUGUUAGUUUGUAA